Molecule: messenger RNA, 4028 nt
Organism: Galeopterus variegatus (Sunda flying lemur)
Lineage: Eukaryota; Metazoa; Chordata; Mammalia; Dermoptera; Cynocephalidae
Gene: RBM33
Product: RNA binding motif protein 33
Exons: 18
Coding region: 1-3087 (1028 amino acids)
Molecular function (GO): RNA binding
Source: RefSeq, a predicted model, not a curated record
AUGGCCACCAACGAAGCACUUGGAAGUGUGGCUUGUCCACAAUUGAGAUACGAUGACUUUGACCAGUUUGAUAAGCCUGGUGCAGAACGGUCCUGGAGGAGAAGAGCUGCGGAUGAGGACUGGGACAGUGAACUUGAAGAUGACUUACUGGGAGAAGAUUUGCUAUCUGGCAAAAAGAAUCAGUCGGAUUUGUCAGAUGAAGAGCUCAAUGAUGAUCUUUUACAGAGUGAUAAUGAAGAUGAAGAAAAUUUCAGUUCUCAGGGUGUCACAGUUAGUCUGAAUACCACAUCUGGCAUGGUUACAUCAUUUGAACUGUCUGACAACACUAAUGACCAGUCUGGAGAACAGGAAUCUGAGUAUGAACAAGGAGAGGAUGAACUAGUUUAUCACAAAUCUGAUGGAUCAGAAUUGUAUACUCAAGAGUACCCAGAAGGACAGUAUGAAGGCCACGAUGCUGAGCUGACAGAAGACCAAAUAGAAUAUGUGGAAGAGCCAGAGGAGGAGCACCUUUACAAUGAUGAAGUGUUAGACAUCGAAAUCAAUGAACCUUUAGAUGAAUUUACAGGAGGUAUGGAAACUUUGGAACUCCAGAAGGACAUAAAAGAAGAAUCAGAUGAAGAAGAUGAUGAUGAUGAAGAAUCUGGACGAUUACGUUUCAAAACUGAAAGGAAAGAAGGAACAAUUAUUAGGCUCUCAGAUGUAACUAGAGAGAGAAGGAACAUUCCAGAAACUUUGGAGCUUUCAGCAGAAGCCAAAGCUGCAUUGCUUGAAUUUGAAGAAAGAGAGCGCCAGCAUAAACAGGGGCGCUAUGGCUCCAGGCGGGGAGGACGGAGAGGAGGCUCUCUCAUGUGCCGUGGAAUGGGAGACCAGAGGAGAGAGAGCAGUGAGAGGGCAAGAAUGAAGGAUCACAGACCCGCUCUGCUUCCCACGCAGCCUCCUGUUGUGACUCAUUCUCCAAGAUUAAUUCCUCCGCCACAGCCACAGCCUCCCCCUCCACCGCCGCCGCCCCCUCCUCAGCAGCAGCCGAUCAGAAGUUUGUUCCAGCAGCAGCAGCUGCAGCCUCUGCUCCCCUUGCAGCACCCGCACCACCCCUCCCCGCCUCAGGGGAUGCACAUGCCUCCCCAGAUAGAGACCCCGAGAAUAAUGAUGACCCCUCCACCCGUGACACCUCAGCAGCCUAAGAACAUCCAUAUCAAUCCACACUUCAAAGGGACGGUGGUCACUCCUGUUCAAGUGCCCUUGCUGCCAGUUCCAAGCCAGCCAAGACCUGCCGUGGGACCCCAGAGAUUCCCGGGCCCUCCAGAAUUUCCACAGCAUACACCUGGACCUGUUCCUAACAAUUUUAGCCAGCCCCCACGACUUCCUCUCCAGGAUCAGUGGAGAGCCCCACCCCCGCCUCAGGAGCGAGACCCCUUCUUCUUAGGAGUUUCAGGUGAACCAAGGUUCCCGAGUCAUCUUUUUUUGGAACAGCGAAGUCCUCCUCCACCACCACCUCCUCCCACGCUUCUUAACAGUAGUCAUCCUGUUCCUACUCAGAGUCCUUUACCUUUCACUCAGCCCGGACCAGCAUUUAAUCAACAAGGACAGCAGCCAGUGUUCCCAAGAGAGAGGCCUGUGAGACCAGCCCUGCAGCCUCCAGGUCCAGUGGGGAUUCUGCAUUUUAGCCAGCCAGGGUCAGCGACCACACGGCCUUUCAUUCCUCCUAGACAGCCGUUCCUGCCUGGCCCGGGACAGCCGUUUCUGCCCACGCAUGCACAGCCUAGCCUGCAGGGGCCCUUGCACCCUCCAUUGCCACCUCCACAUCAGCCUCAGCCGCAGCAGCAGCAACCCCAGCAUCAGCAGCAGCCCCAGCACCACCAGCACCAGCCCCCGCUGCAGCCUCCGCACCAGCCUCCCCCUCAGCAACUGCCUCCCCCACAGCAUCCGCCGCCCCCCCAGCACCAGCCGCAGCAGCACCAGCACCACCACCACCUUCCCGCCCCUCCGCCUCCCCUGAUGCCCAUGUCCCAGCCACAGUUCAGGCCGCACGUGCAGACUGCUCAGCCGCAGCCAAGCAGCAGUCGGAUGCAGUGCCCCCAGCGCCAGGGGCUGCGGCACAAUACAACAUCUCAGAAUGUAACCAAACGGCCAAUGCAGCAAAUGCAGCCUACUGCUCCAAGAAACAGUAAUUUGCGUGAAUUACCCAUUGCACCCUCACACGUUAUCGAAAUGAGCAGCAGUCGCUGCUCCUCCACGCCCGCAGCCCAAGUGAAACCUGUCAUCAGCAUGUCACCACCUGCGAGGGCUGUGGUGGCCUCCAGGAGCUCACAGGGCAAGGCUGAAGUAAAAGUCAAGCCAGCUAGCCCUAUGGCUCCACCUAAAGAAGAAGCAAAAGCAGAACCAGAGGCAGUCUUAGCAAAAACCGGAUCUGCACCCGCCUCAUUCCAGGCCCUGUUCCUUCUCUUUGCAGAGCCCUUUCUUCCAUUAAAUGGUCUUCAAAAGAUGGCUCGCACUGGGGGAGGAAUGUUAGUGGAGCAGAGAGUGAACAGCCUGCUGCUGUGUUGCUUUCAGCAGGGAGGAGAGAGCGACGGCUGUUUUCACCCAGACGGCCAGCCCCCACGACUCCCUCAGCCUCCAGAAGAGAGAGCGCAGCCCGCCCGCAAGGUGACUCUGACCAAGGGGGGCCUUCAGCAGCCCCAGCACCUGCCGGUGGUGCCCCACAUGCACUCGGCUGUUCCUCCAGGGAUCAAAAGCAUCCAAGGAAUUCACCCGGCAAAGAAGGCCCUCAUGCACGGACGAGGCAGAGGAGUGGCAGGUCCCAUGGGCCGGGGGCGCCUGAUGCCCAACAAACAGAAUCUGCGGGUGGUGGAAUGCAAGCCGCAGCCCUGCGUGGUGUCUGUGGAGGGUCUGUCAUCGUCCACGACCGAUGCCCAGCUGAAGAGCCUACUGAUGUCUGUGGGACCCAUCCAGAGUUUACAGAUGCUUCCCCAGCAACGGAAAGCCAUAGCUAAGUUCAAGGAACCAGCCCAUGCAUUAGCAUUUCAACAGAAAUUCCACAGGCAUAUGAUAGAUUUGUCCCACAUAAAUGUGGCCCUGAUUGUGGAGUGAUUUCCAACAAGAGAGUCUGACCUUCUGCUAUACACACACUGUGGAAUUUCUUCAAGGAAGCUGCAGCCGGCACAGGAUCCCUGGGAGCUUAGGGCUCUCCAGUCUACAGUCUUGCCGUAACUGUUGUCUGAGCGCCAGCCAGCCACAGGGUUGAUUCCAGAAGAGCUGAAUUUACAGGACACAGCAAGUCAGAGUUUGAUGUUAGAUUGCUUCAAAUUCUGUUGUCACCACGGAGAACUCCAGUUUUUCAUUUUCUUUUGUUUUCAAUGUGCUUAAUAUGCAUGUAGACGUUGUUCUUCGUGAUCUUGCUGUAUGAUUGAUCACAGUGACUUAGGUUCAGGAAAGAACAUUAGUGUCACAAAUUCUAAGUAUUUUUCACAGCAAAGAAUAUUUGAUAAUGGUUGCACUUAUCUUCAGUGCAGGCUAGAAAAUAGUUUUCUCAACCAGGCUUAACUUGUCUUCUCAGAAAGCCCUCAAAAGGCUCUUGUAAAAAUGUAGAUUGAAAUUUGGGUGAUUAUUGAUUGACUUGCAUAUCCUGGAAAGUCAGGGUAGGAAUGGGUGGGUGGGAGUGGUCCAAUUGAAGGGGCAGAUUCUGCUUCUUGUAAAUAUUUCACAAGCGCCAGCUGUGUGUUCCUAGUCCCAAGGUGCACUACCUGCUCCUUUUCACACUUCCUGAGUGUGGCGAACUAGCCAGGCAGGCACCACCACACUUCUGUGGCUCAGCGGAGGGCGUUUGCUAUCCUUUCAUCCAGCAGCUCUCUGACCCGGUUUCCUACCCUGCAAGAUUGAGGAACAGCUUGAAGGUUGAACAGACCUAUUUGGUUUUUUUCCUCUUUUUAAAUCCAGCCCAAGGUGGCAUAUUUGUGUCACUGGCUCUGUGAUGUAUAUAACAUUCUUUGGGAAUCUGUUUAUCAUUGCUUUGAUUGACACCCCCCCCCCCC